Temnothorax curvispinosus is the source of this 800-nucleotide messenger RNA. RefSeq lists its product as uncharacterized. The coding region runs from base 286 to 633 and encodes 115 amino acids. The record is from RefSeq and is a predicted model, not a curated record. The transcript has 4 exons. Lineage: Eukaryota; Metazoa; Arthropoda; Insecta; Hymenoptera; Formicidae.
CCUCGAAACUCACAGAGCUCUUUCUGGUCUCUCUCCUCUCUGGCUGUCUCGCGGUACCGAAACGUACCCCCUGCGUACCAACUACUACCACGCCGCGAGGAUCAUCCCCGCUCCCACGGUCCACCCGAUCGCCCGGCAAUCAGCCGUCACCCGUGACGAGAUCCGCGACUCGCGAAGAAAAAGAAGAGGAAGAUUAAGGCGGGACCCCGAAGACAAACGGGACCAGUGCUACCGUGGUUACACAGCGAGAGACGCAGCAGAGCGCAAGUUCCCCUCGUCAGCAAGAUGACGAUUACGUUUGUGCAGCGAUCUUUAAUUAUCUUCGCCGUUCUCCUGUGCUAUUACCAGUCCUGGGUCGGCGCGGUGAACUGCGAGGACGAACCCUAUCACCCGUCAUGCCGAGGUUCACAGGCGAGGAAGCGCUUGGUACCCUUACCUGUUAUGCGCGCUAUAAACUGCGAGGAAGGAGACUGCAGGUUCCCCAGGAUGAAAUUUUUGAUCGCGAUUCUCGACGACACUCCCUAUAGGAACAAUGAAGUUCAUCCUUCCAACUCCGAAGCCAACUCUGUCCAUUCGCGCAAGAACAGGUUGCGGGUGGAGGACUCGAAGGAUGCGUAUCUGGACGACUAUUGAUUCGACGAUCACUGAAUAUUAUGUCGGCGUGAUUCGCACAGAGAUGACUGACCGAUCGCAACUUUUCAGACAUAUUACUCGUCCGUUCGAUUACUUUUUAUUGUAUUAUCCAGCUUGAUUCUCUCUCCACACAUACACACACACACACACACACACACACACACACA